AUGAUGCCCACGAAGCAUUCGCCCCGGCGGAGCCCCAGCCUGGAAGCCUCGGGUGUUCCCGCAACUGCGACCACCACGGCCACAGCAACUUGCACCCCGGCAAGCUCUGCGAGUGUGGCUGGUGAUCGGCAGCGGCCACAGACUCCGAAGGAAAGUGGAACAGCCGCCAGGAAAGCGGCAAGUAACCUGCAGCCCGAAGCAAGGGGGCACAUUACAGACCCGAAAACUGUGCAAGUGGCGGCCCUGAUGGAAAGGAUCGCACGUCUCGAGUCGGUGCUGGAAAAGGCAAGGGCAAGUGGAGGACAAGCAGAGGCCGCCAGGAAUCCCGUUGGAAUCGGGGCACGCGGCGUUGGAGUGAGCGGUGCGGCGAAUACACCGCCAUGUUUGAGUGGAAUGAUGCAAACGGAGCUUGGAGUGACGUCAUCGGUGCAGUUGCCGGCACAAUUGAGUGCAAGUUUGCCGCCACAAUGGAGUGGAAAUUUGGCGCCGACGCUGGGCAGCCAUUAUGGAAACGGGCAACCUAUCACACGGACAUACACACCAACAACAACAGUGGGCUAUUCUCUGCCAUUUUGUGUGACCGCCACGGCGCAGCCUGGGCUAGGUUAUGUCCAUCCGCCACGGGAGCCGACACACAAUUUGGAGGUAUCUGCACCAUCGCACCUGCCACAUGAAGUGGCGACGGCGAGCGUACCUGGAUGGACGCCACGUAGAUGGCCUGAUCUUCCUGACUUCGACGGUCAGCCAGAGGAAUGGCCAAUAUUCCUGUGCGCGUUCACGGAGACAACGGCAGCCUACCGGUGUACACAACUGGAAAACAACCAGCGGCAAGUGAAAGCCCUGAAAGGCGACGCCCGAGAGACAGUGAAGUCGUUGCUCAUCCAUCCCAGCAACGUAGAAGCCGUUAUGGAGCAGCUUCAAUUUCGGUAUGGACGUCCGGAGCUACUCAUCCGUAGCCAACUGGAUAGCGUGCGCGAUGUGCAGCCAAUUCAGGAGGCCAACAUCGCAAGGAUCGUCCCGUUCGCAACGAAGGAGCUGAUCGCCAAGUUGCCGCUGAGCAAGAGGUUGGACUGGGCGAGGCACGCGGUCACGAUACAACCGUAUCCGACAGUGGUGCACCAGAGCGAAUGGCUUCAUGAAUUCGCCAGACUGGUGUGCACUGUCACGGACGUUGGAGCCAAGGAGCAACCGAAGCGAAGGAUCCUGCACGCGAAUAGUGUUCGCGAGGAGGAGCGGUAUGCCGACCGCCCCAGAUGUUGCCCUAUAUGCGAGGGACAACACCAGAUCAAGGACUGCAAGGAAUUCAACGGCGUUUCUACGACGACGCGGAUCGAGUCAGCGAGGAAUUUGAGGUUAUGCUUCUCGUGUCUGGAGCCCGGACACAUGUCCCGGUUCUGCAGGAAGAGCCGCGGAUGCAACGUCCACGGAUGCCAAAUGAGGCAUCACUACCUUCUCCACGAGUCACCUGGACAUUCUAGACAGCCGUACGUCGCAGAGGGAGGCCGCAGGAGCGACCAGAGAAGCAGCAGCAAACGGAGUGGAAUACCACGACCAGUGGAUUCCAACGAGAGGAGCCGUCCCACGUCAGCCGCAGUUAUAGACGCGGGGCGUGAGCAGGAGAAAAGGCGAUCGACGUGUGACCGCCACGAUUUGACGCACCGGAACGUGAGCUGCGUUGAUUCGAUUGGAUUCCACCUGCUAUUCCGGAUUGUACCCGUGACAUUGUACGGGGAGAAUACACAGGUCGACACCUAUGCACUGCUGGAUGAAGGAUCGUCUGUCACGCUCAUCGACGACGAAUUCAUCCGCAGCCUGAACCUGAAAGGCGAGAGUCGCCAACUGAACGUGCAAUGGUUUGGUGGGAAAUCUGCCAAAGAGCACACAAAAGUGGUCAACCUGCAGAUCAGUGCAGCGGGCAAGCCAAAGCGCCAUGGGCUGAAGAACGUGUACGGAGUAGCCAAUUUGAACCUUCCGAUGCAGAGCCUGCGUCGGGAUGAUGUACAGGCAGUGAAGGCGAAUGCGCGCCUGCCUGUGAAGCCGUACAACAAUGCGACGCCGAGGAUCCUAAUUGGACUGGAUCAUGCGCAUCUUGGAAUACCCCUCAAAACAAGAAGCUAUGGAUCUGGAGGACCAUUUGCAGCAGCCACCGCACUUGGAUGGGUGGCCGUGCCCCAGGAUAAUCUUCUGGAGAAGAGGGUCAGCGAUUAUUUCGAGAUCGAGAAUUUCGGAGUAAAGCCGGCACAGCCAGUCGCAGCUGGCGGAGUGGAGCUGGCGCCGUCAGUCGCAGAUGGCGGCGAUGCACGGGCCCUGAGAAUCCUGGAGGAGACGACUAAGCGAGUAGGUCGACGAUAUGAAACCGGGCUGCUAUGGAGAGACGACGAGGUGAGACUGCCGGAGAGCUAUAAUAUGGCGCUCAAGAGACUCGUCAACAUCGACGGAAAGACGAAAUGCGCUCCGAUGACGACUAUGUCGAUCCCGCGACUGGAACUUCAGGCAGCAGUAUUGGGCACGCGACUGAUGGACACCGUCAAGCAAGAGCACGGUGUGGCGAUCAGCAGCUGCGUAUUAUGGACGGACUCUAAGACUGUGUUGCACUGGAUAAGCAGCACCCACCGGAUAUACAAACAGUUCGUCGGUAAUCGAGUGGCGGAGAUCUUGGAAUCCACGGAGGCGUCCCAGUGGAGAUGGAUUCUGUCUGGCGAAAAUGUGGCAGACGACGCGACGAGGCCGCGCAAGGCCGUGGACCUGAGCAUCGGUUCGAGAUGGCUAAGCGGUCCAACAUUUCUUCGAGGACCAGAGGAGAGCUGGCCAAGAUCGAACGAGGGGUGGAUCCCUCCGACGCCCGACGAAGAGGAAAUGAAAUGUGAGUUUGCUUUGGUCAUGGUAAAUUUCAUAUCCCUGCAGAGAUUCUCCAACUACAAUCGACUGUUGAGAAGCACCGCAUGGGUGCUCAGAUUUAUUCGUCGGUGCCGUGGACUACGAUACGAUGGAGAGGAUCACGGACUGACAUCGAUGGAGUGCGCUGAAGCUGAGCGCGCACUAGCACGGCAAUCGCAGCGAGAAGCGUUUGCUGAGAACGACCAAGGGAAGGCCGCCAAGGGCAGCCGAUUGCAUGGACUGUCCCCAUACUUCGACGAGGACGGAGUAAUGCGAGCCAGCGGAGGGAUCGACGACGCGACGAGUGUGCCAUACAGCGCACGUCGACCGAUAAUACUGUGUCACGACGAGGCACUGGCGGAGAUGAUCGUGCAGCAUCACCACGAGAGGAUGUGCCACCAAAACACGGAGGCAACCAUCGGAGCGAUCCGGCAAAAGUUCUGGAUUACGAACUUACGGAGGCUGCUACGAAGGGUGGUGAGCAAAUGCAACGUUUGCAAGCUGCGAAGGGCACGACCAACUCAGCCCGAGAUGGGUCCUCUACCAGAGGACCGGCUGGAUGCCAACGGAUGGCCCUUUAAGUUCACCGAAUUGGACUAUUUUGGACCGCUAUUUGUGACGGUUGGACGACGCACGGAGAAGAGGUGGGUGGCACUGUUUACGUGUCUAACCACAAGAGCUAUCCACUUGGAGAUGGCUCACGAUUUGUCCACCGAUUCCUGCAUAAUCGCUAUGAGGAACUUCAUGUGCCGACGUGGACCCGUCGUCAGGAUUAGGAGCGACAAUGGAAAGAACUUCGUUGGAGCCGACCGCGAAGCCAGGAGGCUCAACGAAGUGUUCGAGCCUGCACAGAUCCAGGGCGAGCUGUCAUCCAAAGGAGUCGAAUGGAUCUUCAAUUGCCCGGCGAACCCAGCUGAGGGUGGCGCCUGGGAAAGGAUGGUGCAGUGUGUGAAGAAGGUGCUGGCGCACACGAUGAAAGAACUUGCGCCCAAGGAGCACGUACUGGAGAACCUGCUGAUUGAGGCGGAGAACAUAGUGAACUCUCGUCCGCUCUCUCAUCUACCAGUGACGGUGGACCAGGAGGCUCCACUGACACCCAACGACUUGCUGAAGGGAGCACCCGAUGUUCCAGACCUUCCCAAGGAUGACGGACAGGAGUUCGUGAGAUGCGCUACCAGGAAGCAGUGGCGCAUAGCGAGGAUGAUGCGGGAUCGUUUCUGGAAGAGAUGGGUGCAUGAGUACCUGCCUACACUUGUGCGCAGGGAGAGAUGGUGCAAGCACGUCGAGCCAAUUCGCCGAGGAGACCUGGUGUUCAUCUGUGAUCCUGCCAUACCACGAAGGAAGUGGAAACGAGGCGUCGUGGAAGAGGUGUUCACCGGAAGAGAUGGAGUACCUCGUCGAGCGGCAGUGCGGACUAACGAUCGAGCCAAGACUAUAAUGCGUUCCGCUUCGAAGUUAGCUGUCCUGGAUGUGGUGAAUGCGGCUGCUUCACGGGGGUGGGGAUAUCGCGGAACGGAUUAG
Molecule: messenger RNA, 4398 nt
Organism: Drosophila ananassae
Lineage: Eukaryota; Metazoa; Arthropoda; Insecta; Diptera; Drosophilidae
Exons: 3
Coding region: 1-4398 (1465 amino acids)
Biological process (GO): DNA integration
Molecular function (GO): nucleic acid binding; zinc ion binding
Source: RefSeq, a predicted model, not a curated record